Messenger RNA from Daucus carota subsp. sativus, 2340 nucleotides. RefSeq names its product probably inactive leucine-rich repeat receptor-like protein kinase At5g48380. The record is from RefSeq and is a predicted model, not a curated record. The coding region runs from base 315 to 2168 and encodes 617 amino acids. NCBI's taxonomy places the organism in Eukaryota, Viridiplantae, Streptophyta, Magnoliopsida, Apiales, Apiaceae. Gene Ontology annotation, molecular function: protein kinase activity; ATP binding; protein binding. The transcript has 3 exons. Gene Ontology annotation, biological process: protein phosphorylation.
CGAAAUGGUCAACAAAACAAAGUGAUAGAAAAGUCAUGUGUUCAAAACAUCAAAUUAGUUAAUUGCUUGCUUGCUUCCUCUGGGUCAAGGCAAGGCCGUUCAGUCCUCUCCUUUAAGUCCAGUCGUCGCUGAGGCCUCAUCAACAAACCCCUCUUCACUUUUUCUCCAUUUCUCCAUUUCACUCCUUUGCUUCUCCACUCAGCUGCUCAAAAGAUCCCAGUUUUACACAUGUUUGCCAUAUGCAGCUCAUAUCAGAAGCAACAACUAAAGUUCGUGUUUCAUCAGUAGAUAUUUGAAGUAAGAUUUUCUGCUUUAUGAAGAUGGGCUUGAGUAGCAGAAACAUUGUUGUUCUUAUUGGUAUUUCCACCUGGCUGUUUUUGGUUAUCGAUUUUACCUAUGGUGGUCAGAGUGAUGUUAACUGCUUAAGAUCUUUAAAAAAUUCUAUGAAAGACCCCUUAAAUAGCUUGUACAAUUGGAACUUCAAUAAUAACACUGAAGGCUUCAUCUGUAGAUUUAAUGGGAUUGAGUGUUGGCAUGAAAAUGAGAACAGGGUUUUAAAUAUAAAGCUUUCAGAUAUGGGACUGAAAGGCGAGUUCCCACGUGGUAUUGUAGAUUGUUCGUCAGUGACAGGAGUAGAUCUUUCAAGUAAUGAGCUCAGUGGAAGUAUUCCAUCAGAUAUCUCUAAAAUCCUUGGGUUUGUGACCAAUCUUGAUCUCUCCUCCAACUUAUUAGCUGGAACAAUCCCAACAAACCUUGCAAAUUGUACAUAUCUAAAUAUUCUUAGGUUGGACAAAAACCAGUUGUCAGGUCAGAUUCCUCCUGAAUUUGCUAAUCUCAACCGAAUAAAGACAUUUACUGUGACAGGCAAUCGCUUGACUGGACCAGUUCCGCCGUUCAGGGUUAGCAUUACAGCUGAUAGUUAUUCAGGUAAUCCAGGGCUCUGCGGGAAACCUUUGGCCGAUUGUAAAGGCUCUUCAAAGAAAAAUAAUACUGGAGUCAUUGCUGCAGCAGCUGUUGGUGGAGUGGUUUUUGCAGCAUUACUAGUUGGUGUAAGUUUGUUAUUCUUUUGCCGGAGGGUGGUUAGAAAGAAGGAUGAUGAUCCAGAUGGAAAUAAAUGGACAAAGAGUCUCAAAGGUGCAAAACGAAUCCAGCUUUCUAUGUUCGAGAAGUCUGUUUCAAAAAUGAGAUUGAGUGAUCUCAUGAAGGCUACUAACAGCUUCAACAAGGAUAAUAUAAUUGGGACAGGAAGAACAGGGACUGUAUACAAAGCAUUGCUUGAAGAUGGCACUUCACUGAUGGUGAAAAGGUUGCAAGAUACUCAACACUCAGAGAAAGAAUUCGAGGCAGAGAUGGCAACUCUGGGAAAAGUAAAACACCGCAACUUGGUUCCACUUCUAGGUUUUUGCAUGGCUAAGAAGGAAAGGCUACUGAUUUAUAAAUACAUGCCAAACGGUACUUUAUAUGAUAAGUUGCAUCUUGUCGGUGAUGGUGAUACAGUUUUAGACUGGCCUCUAAGGCUCAGAAUUGGUAUUCAGGCAGCUAAAGGCUUUGCAUGGCUCCAUCAUACUUGCAAUCCCCGCAUCAUACACCGAAACAUAAGCUCUAAAUGCAUCUUGCUAGAUGUUGAUUACGAGCCUAAAAUUACCGAUUUUGGUCUAGCGAGGCUCAUGAAUCCAGUUGACACCCAUUUGAGUACUUUUGUGAAUGGUGAGUUUGGGGAUCUGGGUUAUGUUGCUCCUGAGUAUGCCCGGACCCUGGUGGCGACGCUAAAAGGUGACAUCUACAGUUUUGGAGUAGUGCUUCUGGAAUUGGUAACUGGUGAGAGAUCCACUUAUAUUGCUAAAGCCCCUGAAAGCUUCAAGGGAAGCUUGGUGGAAUGGGUUACAGAAUUAUCUAAAGAAUCCAAGCUUCAAGAUGCCAUUGACAAGCCCUUGCUUGGAAAAGGUUGUGAUGGUGAGCUUUUCCAAUUUCUUAAGGUUGCAUGUAAUUGUGUGAUUCCAGGUCCAAAAGAGAGGCCAACUAUGUUUGAAGUGUACCAGCUUCUUCGAGCUAUUGGGCAGAAAUACAAUUUUACAUCAGAAGAUGAUAUAAUGCUGCUAUCAGAUUCUGGUGGUGAUGCUGACUUAGAGGAACUUAUUGUUUCCAGAGAAGUCAGAGGAAAACAAUAGGUAAGAGUAAAGGAGAGAUAGCAUAAGAGUCUCCACCUAAUUUGUGUAAUUAUGUGUUACUUCUGUUUCUUUUAUCAAUGUUUAUAUUAGUGCGUAAUAUAACCAUUUUAUGUGGUGUAUCAUAUCUAUUUUGUAUUGGCUGAACUACUGGUGAAGCAACUAUUUUGGCUCA